AUGACGCAAGUCACCCAAAAGUGUCCACUAAAACCCUUUCCUUUCCAAACUCGGAGGGAUUCCCAUUAGUGCUUUCUACGCUGCAAUCGAUCAAUCUGCUUCCACAAACAAACUCUAUAAGUAUCCAACUCCAUCAGCCACCUGAUCAGUAUCUCUUAUAAACCAGAGUCGUCUCUCUUUCUAUCUGUGAUUCUUAUCAAUGGCGAGGUUGGUCGUCAUUUUCGAUUUCGACAAGACGAUCAUCGACUGUGACAGCGACAACUGGGUUGUGGAAGAGCUGGGUAUCAACCACUUGUUCACUCAGCUCCUCCACAAUUUUCCUUGGAACGCUAUUAUGGAUAGGAUGAUGACAGAGCUUCACCAUAGGGGAAAGACGAUUGAGGACAUUGAAGAGUGUUUGAAGAAGGUUCCACUGCAUCCCAGCAUUGCCUCUGCAAUCGAAUCGGUCCAUGCUUUAGGGUGUGAUCUGAGGAUUGUGAGUGAUGCAAAUGUGUUUUUCAUAGAGACAAUCUUGAAACAUCAUGGGCUACUGGACUAUUUUUCAGAAAUCAACACCAACCCAGGCUUUGUUGAUGAACAAGGCAGGCUUAGAAUCUUGCCCUACUAUGAUUUCAGCUCAUCAUCUCAUGGCUGCAACAUUUGCCCUUCCAAUAUGUGCAAGGGUCUGGUGAUGGAGAAGAUCCGAGCUUCUGUUUCGGCAGAUGGAAAGAAGCAGUUGGUCUAUGUUGGGGAUGGAACUCCCGAUUUUUGCGCAGGCUUGAAACUUGAAGAAGGAGAUGUCCUGAUGCCAAGGAAGGACUUUCCUAUCUGUGAUCUAAUAUCUGCCAACCCAUUGCUUAUCAAGGCAAAAAUUCAUGAAUGGAGCAAUUGGGAUGAGCUUAGUACUAAUUUGCUAAGCACAGUGAACAAUGCCCUUAUUGAUGAGUCUGCGAAAACCGAUCAAUUGGUUCCACUUUGCAAGUACCAAAACAGUUCGAUAUCUGUUACUGCCCAUGAAGCCCUUCAGAAAGCUCUUCCAGUUUCACCUCCCCACUAGUUGAGCUAGGAAGUUUGGCAAUGGCAUUUCCUUACUCAUUGGAUACAAUGGAGUGUCGUUAUCAUUGGUGCUUGACAAGUUACAUAUGCACUAUGAUAGACUGGAAAUGAAAUACAAUUGCAUCAAUACUUGUCAUAUAAAGUUAAAUAUGUACUAUGAUGAAUGUGACACUUGCUAUUUGCCACCUUAUCAUGCAAGCCAUACCAGGCUCCACCAAUCUAUCCU
Messenger RNA from Fragaria vesca subsp. vesca, 1261 nucleotides. RefSeq names its product inorganic pyrophosphatase 2-like. Bases 200 to 1036 code for a protein of 278 amino acids. NCBI's taxonomy places the organism in Eukaryota, Viridiplantae, Streptophyta, Magnoliopsida, Rosales, Rosaceae. The record is from RefSeq and is a predicted model, not a curated record. The transcript is spliced from 4 exons. Gene Ontology annotation, molecular function: phosphatase activity.